Staurois parvus is the source of this 495-nucleotide messenger RNA. The record is from the annotation of a GenBank genome assembly. NCBI's taxonomy places the organism in Eukaryota, Metazoa, Chordata, Amphibia, Anura, Ranidae.
AUGCGGUGGCUCUUGGACAGCAGCUGGAGUAAAUUUGGACAUGCAGGCAGGGGCAGCUAUGAGUGGAUGACAAGUGAACCUGGACUACCAUUUGAAGAAACCAAGCUGCAGCACCCCAAUGAAAUCAAUUCCACCAAAGAAGACUUACAGCCAUUCCUGUGCAUCAUACUCCCUACAACUGCAUUACUAGUGAUAGGGUUCUUCGUGCUGUUCCUUUAUCGGAGGUGUCGACGUAAGAUCCCACAAGGUCAAAUCUUUGCCAUAAGUCUCCAGGAGAACCUUCCAGACAGAGAAAAUGACUUCUUUUCCACCUUACCUUGGAGCUCAGAACCUUUUCAGUACUGUACACUGGUGCCGGAUGCCUCUUUUCUUACCAUAUGUUUGCCUCCUCCAUAUGAAGAAGCAAUCCUGAAGACAUCAAGUGACUCCUGUAUCAGUAUCUAUCAGGACCCAGUGCCUCCAUAUGAGGAAAGACCACGCAGGUCAAGUAAAUAA